Molecule: messenger RNA, 6839 nt
Organism: Ciona intestinalis (vase tunicate)
Lineage: Eukaryota; Metazoa; Chordata; Ascidiacea; Phlebobranchia; Cionidae
Source: RefSeq, a predicted model, not a curated record
UAUUUUCUUCAUGUUUUGUUCAUAUUUUGUAUACGUUUCAAUCAUGUGUUUUUGUUACUAUAUUUGAUUCAUGUAAAAUCAGGUACACACAAUAUAGCAACAAAUGGGUCCGGCCACCAAAACGAAAUCAAUAGAAUGCCAGCCGUUCAAUCUGGUUAACCGGCCAGCCAACACGUGGUGUUACGUGGCUAACACCACGUGAUCGUGUCCCAAGAAUGCAGCAAGAGACGCCGUAUUUAAUUAGGCGCGGGCAAACCACCCACGGGCUCAACAAUGAUUACUAGGAUUGUUACAUUUUCCUCAUAGGGGCGUGUUUCGUGUUUCACUUGUUCAACUUAAUGUUUCGUUUUCACAACUAAAAUAUUGUAUGUUCACUUGUUCGCAUGAUCAAAUAAACCACUUAACAAAUAAAAAUUGUUCAUUUGCAAUUACAGACGAGAGAAAAAUAUGGGCAGUUUCCAUAGGCAGUUUAAUAUUAUACCAAAGUACAAAUUCAAACAAAGAAUCGAAGGAUUUAUUUGAAAAACUACAGUCGUUAAAAAGUGCCUAAAGAAGUUAAACUGGGUUUAAAUAAUCGGUUCAUUCGUGGGCAAGGUUUAGACCUUUAAGUACAAGAAUGGCUGAAGAUUCAGAUGAAAAAUUGGACAUAAAGCAAACACCUAAAAGGAGACUAUCAGGAUUAUUCAGCUUAAAAAAGGAAGAUGAAAAUGUGAGCGUCGUUCCAAAGAGCGACAGCGAAGACGAAGGAGUUGGAAACGAGGUAGAGCCAACAAAGGAAGGAAACGAUGUUUCGAUUCCCACCUUUACUCCUACUAAUACAAGAGUUGAUAGAUCCGCUCUGUCAGAGAAACCGGAAGAUUUUCAAAUUCGUUUAAAAGUAAUAUGCGGUCGCCAACUCGCUGGUUCCAACAUAAAACCUGUGGUCACUGUCAAAGCAGGCAAAACACAAACCAAAAUCACCAGGAUUCGGAAAGGAUCGGCACCAAUAUGGAACGAGAUGUUCCUGUUCACUUUCAAAGAGUCAUUGAAGGAGCUGUGCGAUUAUAUAUUUGAGUUCACUGUAAAUAACUCGAGAAAUAUGAGAUCGGAUGGGUUGAUUGGAACAUUUAAAUUGGACGUGGGAAGUAUAUACAAUCAACCAGAACACGCUUAUGUGAAAAAAUGGCUACUGCUGACAGAUCCAGAUGAUAAUUCUAACUCUACGCAAGGAUAUUUGAAAAUCACGAUCUGUGUUCUUGGUGCAGGAGAUCAGCCACCAGAUGAAACCGAAGACAUUGCUGAGGAGGAUGACGUGGAUGGCAAUUUAUUGACCCCAGCUGGUGCAUCAAUGCGUUCUGCUUAUUUUACUCUUCGUGUUUAUGGAGCAGAAGACUUGCCACAGAUGGACUUAGCUUUUUUUGAAAAUAUUAAGCAGAAGUUGGGUCUUACCAACGAUGAAAACAUUGCAAAGAGUUUGGUGGAUCCUUACUUGAAGUUUAAGUUUGCGGGCAAGAAGGUUAAGACAAAAGUACUUUUGAAAACAAACCAUCCCGAGUGGAAUGAGGAACUCAGUCUUUCACUCAAGUUCCCCUCAAUGUGCGACACAGUUCAACUCAUCUUAAUUGACUGGGACCGAAUAGGAGCGGAUGAUAUUAUUGGAACAGUGACCAUUCCUUUGUCUCGUAUUUCUUCUACAGGAGAUGGGAAAAGUGGAGGUUUUCUCCCAACCUUCGGCCCAUCUUACAUCAACUUCUAUGGUUCGCCAAGAGAGUUUUCUGAAACAGGAGAUGUCUUAGAGGAUUUAAACAAAGGAAAAGGAGAUGGUUGUGCAUACAGAGGAAGAGCGAUGGUUGAGUUGGUAACGACAAUGGAUGAGGAAGGUGUUGAACCUCCACCCCCCACACAACCAAUAGCAGAUGAACAGGUUGCUGUUAUGCAGAAACAUUUGCGUCGAAGAAGGUACCGACUGGUUGUAGGUUUUGAAAGUGCAAGUCUGAUGCGGAAACCUCUGGAAAAGAUAGAGUUUGAAGUCUCAAUGGGAAACAACGGGAAUAAAUUUGAUACAGAAAUCUUUGCCCCUUUCUCCGUAACUCAUCACGGCAACUCUGUAUUUGAUGGCGUGCAUUACCACUAUAUGCCAUGGGCCUCGGAGAAGCCGAUUACAAUUGUGACAUCACAUUGGGAAGACAUUAGCUCACGGCUCUAUGCAAUGAACUUUAUACUUAAGAUAUGUGACCAAGUGAGAGAUAAAAUGAACCAGCUUAAAGUGAAUGUUGAAAACAAAUCUGACCCCAUUGAUAUUGCAGCUGAAAUAGUUUCAAUUCUGGAUAUUUUAAUCUUGGAAACAUCCAAGAAGCUGCCAAAUCCACAUGGAAAAUCUUCCAAUCAACUGGAUCGUAAAAUCUACCAUCAAAGGAAGGGCACACUGCUCACAAUCUGCCAAGAAGCCAAGGAACUUCGCCAAAAUUGUACAGAAGCUAACGAAGCUAUUGAAGCAAUAAGUAAUUUCUUGGAAAUCCUUGAGCAGAUUUCUUAUGAGCCACAAAACAGUCUUCCAGAUGUAGUUAUAUGGAUGAUAUCUGAUGACAAGAGAGUUGCCUACGCAAGAAUACCUGCAUAUGAUGUAUUGUAUUCACCCGAUAAACAGGAGUUCUGUGGAAGGUUUUGUUCGGAGCCACAAACAGUCACUUUGAAGUAUCCCACAACAAAUGUCAGAAGUAAGAAGCAAUACAAAGUACCAGCACAAGUACGGCUGAUCGCUUGGUUGGGAAGGGCAGUGGAUCAGGAUCAUUUUAAAUUCAACUCUAACGGACAGAUAUCAGUGUUUGCCGAGACAUUUGAAGCAGAAGUGAAAAUACCAUUAGUCGGCUGGAGCUCGAAGGGAUACACAGAUAUAUCAGGAGAGUUACCACUUCCAAAAGAUGCAUUUAGCUGCCCAACGGAUUGGAAAUGGGAGGAAGAUUGGAAAAUAGAUUCCAUUCAUCUACAAGGACAUGACGUAACCCAAGGCCACAAGAGUGUGCUAGAGGAUGCAUAUGAGUAUGAGAAGAGAAGCUCUGAUAUGACCUGGGCCAUGGAUAAGUUGACAAGCGGUAGACAUGGAGAUGUUGCUAAGUUGUCUGACCUCAAGAUUCCUAAAGGUUGGGAAUGGGACAAUGAAUGGAAAGUGGACACGAACAGGGCGUGUGAUGAAGAUGGAUGGGAGUAUCGUAUAGAAGAAACAAUCGUGAAUUCUGCUUGGUCUACAAUGGAGAAGACAUACCAUACAUCAAGAAGAAGAAGGUUGAUAAGACAUAGAGUCUGUGUGGAUGAGAAGAUGUUUAAAAAGGCUGAGAAAGAAGAACUUCGCUUAGCAGAAGGUUGGGAGUACGCUACAACAAUGGGGGGCCAGUUUCAUAACAUUCCAAGGAUGUUGGACCUGGUUAGAAGAAGAAGAUGGGUUCGUAGAAUGGUAACAACGGGCACAAAACAAUCAGCUGCAAUAUUUAACCUUGAUGCUUCAAUUGUGAAAAUAGAUGAUUCAAAAACGAAAACAGACUCGGAAAGUGAAUCUGUUACGGAUUCUGUCAAGACGGAAACCACUGAUGUUGAAACAAAGGAUGAAAUAGAUGACAUGGAGCAAUUGAAAGAGGUCCCCGAAGAUACAAAUUUAGAUUCGAAAACUUCUCGAGCAGAAGUUGUUUCAAUAUUAGAAGCUGAUGAUAAACCUGGACAACUACCUGAGAAGGAAAAAGUUCAACAAAAAAAAUUGAAAAAGAAAAAGAUAAAAAAAAAGAAAUCUGGGUUAUCUGAUAUUUUUGGAGUGUCAAGUCUGGCCACAGAUACAUUGAAACCUAAAAGCUCGUCCAAAAUUCCUCCCAAAAUAUACAUGGUGUAUGAGAAGGUUCAUCAUUUACAUUUAAGAGCAUACAUCUACCAAGGAAGAGACCUACAACCUAUGGACCAAGACAGCUUUUCAGAUUCAAAGGUGAUUGUAUCAUUCCUGAGUCAAACACUAAAAACAGAAGUUUACAAACACAGUCUGAAUCCAACAUGGGACCAGACCUUGAUGAUGGACAUGAAAUAUUAUGGAGACUUUGAACACUGGAACAGGAAUUGUCCUAACAUCUCGAUCGAGCUAUACGAUCAAGAUUAUAUGGGUUCCCUGGUGUUUAUGGGCCGAACAAUCGCCAAACCUGUGUUAAAGUUUCAUCCAGAAGAAAAGAAAACAACAAAGUUAGAAUGGUUUAACCUAAAGAAGAACAAUCAGAAUGUGGGAAGUCUGCUUAGUGCAUUUGAAGUAAUUCUAAAACAAGAUGACAGGGAAAUGCCAUUGCCACCACCUCUCAAACCAAACACCGACAUUCCAAUGGUUCCAUGUGGUAUUCGACCCGUGCUACAACGAACUGCAGUUGAAAUAUUAGUGUGGGGAGUUCGGGAAAUGAAGUCAUUCAAGUUGUUGGCAGUGGAUAACCCAAGUGUGAUGAUUCAAAUUGGAGAAGUAGAACUGCGGACAAAAGUUAUGAAGAACUUUAAACAUAAUCCAAACUUUGAAGAGCCAGUGUAUUACAUUGAAGCAAACCUUCCAGUUGAAGAUCUCUAUUUCCCUCCCAUUGUAAUAAGGGUGAAGGAUCAUCGUAAAUUUGGAAGCAGACCAACUGUUGGUCAACAUAUUAUUACAGAUAAUAUUAAGUAUAGAUUGGAACCAACACAAAAAGAAUCGGGGAAUGAUGAAGGAUACGAUGAAAUGGAAAACUUAUCACAUGAUGUCGCAAUAGAAGUAGAACAUCCAUCCAACAAUUUACAACUGGGUUUCCUCUCAAAGUUACCGAGCUUCAGCUCAGAGAAAAAAAUUCGUGAUGAGGAAAUAGAUUGGUGGUCCCGGUUUUAUGCUUCUUCUGGUGAUACUGGGCUAUGUGGAAACUAUCUGGAGACUGGUUUAGAUUUGAUCAAGAUAUACAAGGAUGAACUGGAGAAGCAGGAAGACUUUAAUUACUUCAGUGAUUUUGUCCAAAAGUUCAGAUUAUUCCGGGGGAAAGUUGAUGAAGACGAAGAGAGGGAGUUUGCUGGCGAGUUCAAGGGAUCGUUCCGAAUCUACAAAGUGCCCGAAGAUUUGCGAGAAGAAAGACCGCCAAGAUGUUUCACCAAUGUCCCUCCAUCACAUGCAGUGGAAGUCAGGGUGAGAAUUUACGUUGUUCGUGCAAUGGAUUUGGCUCCGAAAGAUUCAAACGGUCUGGCAGAUCCAUAUAUCAAAAUCAAAGUGAACAAGAAAAGAAUUGUAGACAGAGAAAACUAUGUUCCAAACACCCUUUACCCAACAUUUGGAAGGAUGUUUGAACUUGACUUGAAACUGCCAAUGGAAAAAGAUCUUCACGUUGAAGUGUUUGAUUGGGAUCUUAUUGGAAGUGAUGAGAAAAUUGGGGAGACCGUUAUAGAUCUUGAGGAUCGAUAUCUCAGCAAGUACAAGGCGUGGUGUGGUCUUCCCCAGACUUAUUGCAACUCAGGGCAUUGCCAAUGGAGAGACCAAAUGAAACCAAAAGAGUGGCUUGAGCAAAAGUGUAGAGAACAAUGUUGGGAUGAUCCAGUGUGGAACGGCAACACCUGUGUAAUGGUGGCAGGGAAGACUUAUAAACUGGAGGAUUAUGAAAGAGGAAAAAAACCAUGCGAAAACUGGGGUCCAGCAGAUGAACGACUUGCCUUGUAUGUUCUUAGAAGUUUUCCUCAUGUUUCAGAACAUGUAGAAACAAGACCACUGUUUUAUGAUGGUUUGCCCAACAUUGAACAGGGGCGUUUGCAAAUGUGGGUUGACAUGUUUCCCAAAGAAUUCGGCGAUCCUGGACUGCCGUACAACAUUGAACCAAGAAAACCUUCAAAGUACUUUUUAAGAAUGAUUGUGUGGAAUUGUACCGACAUCCCGAUGAUGGAUGUUUCAAUAUUGGGAGACAAGAUGACAGAUAUUUACCUGAAAGGAUGGCUCAGUGGGCUAGAGGGGAAACAACAGAAAACAGACGUUCAUUACAGGUCCCUGGAUGGCAGUGGUAACUUUAACUGGCGGUUUGUCUUUCCAUUUGAUUACCUACCUCAGGAGAGAAUGGUUCAUGUUUCAAAGAAGCGACAUCUAUGGAGUUUGGAUAAGACAGUCACUAAGUUUCCACCUGUUUUGAACAUCCAAGUGUGGGACAAUGAUUUGUUUGGACCAAACGAAUACAUAAGUGAAAUUGUUCUUCCACUGACACAUGCUCCAAAGUGCUGUAAGUUUAACAAAACAUGUACGUUGGAGAAUGUUCCAGAUGAACAAGGGAAUUGCAGAAUGGACAUGGUGAACCUGUUUGAACAGAAUUCACAAAUAAAGGGCUGGUGGCCACUUUACAGAAUGGUGGAUGGUGUCAAAGAACAAGCAGGUAAGCUAGAAAUGUCCGUGGAGAUUUUAACAUCAGAAGAAGAAGAAGAAAAGCCAUCCGGACAAGGAAGAGACGAACCUAAUAUGCAUCCAAAGUUAGAAAAGCCAAAUCGGCCGGCCACCAGUUUUGCAUGGUUCUCAUCUCCAUUCAAAAGCUUGUAUUAUAUAAUAUGGCGGAAAUACAAAUGGUUUAUUAUUGGGGGACUUGUUGCCCUGCUGUUUGCUGCAUUUUUGGUCAUGUUUUUGUACUCAUUCCCGAAUCAACUGACAAAGAAACUUACAAAAACACGCUAGGAGAUUAUGAAAAUAAUUCAUCAGAGAAUCUAUGUGAUGAUGUGUACAAGUGAUGACUUGAAGUUAAAGAGACAAAAUAUCAAUCCCUCUCUUGUGUUUCUGUGGAAAUAUUCCAUCGAUUUUGAAAAUAUCAAAAUAUUGCCCAAUAAUUAUUAUUGUUUUAUUACAAAGUGUUUAGCAUUGCUGG